This is a messenger RNA of Leptopilina boulardi, 773 nucleotides long. Its product is annotated as putative nuclease HARBI1. Bases 28 to 741 code for a protein of 237 amino acids. Lineage: Eukaryota; Metazoa; Arthropoda; Insecta; Hymenoptera; Figitidae. The record is from RefSeq and is a predicted model, not a curated record. The transcript has a single exon.
UUCAUUAAAUGGCCUACAGGGAACGAAAUGGAAAGAAGCAAAAAUGAGUUUUAUACUAUCGCUGGAUUUCCAGACGUUAUUGGAGCUGUCGAUGGGUGUCAUAUCCAAAUAAGUGCACCACACGAAAACUCAUCAAGUUACGUCAAUAGAAACGGCUAUCAUUCAAUCAACAUGCAAGGAAUUUGUGAUGCUAAAUUACAAUUCAUUCAUGUUUACGCUGGUUGUUGCGGAAGUGUCAAUGAUGCAAGAGUGUGGCAGCUGAGUGACAUUAGAGAGGAGAGUGAACGCGAUGUUGAGAAGUAUUUCCCAGGACAAACUCAUAUUUUAGGAGAUAAGAUAUAUCCUUUGCUUUUCAAUUUAUUACCGCCCUACAAAGACUAUGGUAACUUAUUGAGGGUGCAAAGGUGGUACAAUUUGUCACAUGCUAGAACACGACAAGUGAUUGAGAGAGCAUUUGCAUUGCUUUUAUGUCGUUUUCGGCGAUUGAAAUAUCUAUAUCUCCAAAAUGUGGAGUAUGCUUCCCUCAUCAUUCUUGCUUGUUGCUGCCUCCACAAUAUUUGCAUUUAUCUAAAUGAUUUACUGGAUGAAAUAGUAAAUCUUGAAGAGGAUGACCUUCAAGGAGAGUUCAACGAUGAGUUUGAUGAUCAGCUAUUACAAAUACCAGCGGAUAAUCCAAUUUUUAAUCCUGGUAUUAAACGUAAUGUAAUUGCCAACACAAUGUACUUAAAUCGCGAAUAUUAAUGUACAUUUUGUGAUGACGUUAAUUUACCUUG